AUGGAGGAGGAUGUUCGGUUGCCCUACGCGGAGCAGCUUGACGGCUGUCGGAUCGACCAUGAACAGCCCGACAAGGCUGUUUCUGACCCGCAACAGAAUGGCUCGCGUGAGAAAGGUCAGGGACGGACAAAUGAGCAGAGCUCACCACCCUUCUACCGGUUACCUCGCACCGUCAUUGAGCAGUAA
Aspergillus melleus is the source of this 186-nucleotide messenger RNA. RefSeq lists its product as uncharacterized. The transcript has a single exon. The record is from RefSeq and is a predicted model, not a curated record. The coding region runs from base 1 to 186 and encodes 61 amino acids. NCBI's taxonomy places the organism in Eukaryota, Fungi, Ascomycota, Eurotiomycetes, Eurotiales, Aspergillaceae.